Rotaria sp. Silwood1 is the source of this 348-nucleotide messenger RNA. The record is from the annotation of a GenBank genome assembly. NCBI's taxonomy places the organism in Eukaryota, Metazoa, Rotifera, Eurotatoria, Philodinida, Philodinidae.
AUGAAUAUGAUACAAGUUUCAGGUGCUGAACCACCAAUUAAUACUUGGGCACUUCAAUAUAUAAAUCAUGUUUUAAUGUUUGAUCAUGAAGAUAAUUUACUGGCUCGCCUGCUAUUGAAUAUUGGGCAAUAUUUGUUUACCGAAGGAGAACGUCUAGCUAAUCAUGAACAGCUUAAUAGUGCUUACAAUCAUUUUAUGUGGUCCAAAAUAAUGUACCAACGAUGUGAAAUGAAGGAGCAUAGAAAGAAGUCUACUGAAAUCAAAAGAAUCAAUCAAUAUAUGAUGAAUAUUGAACUACAAAGUAAUCCAUUGGAUGAUGAUGACGAUGAUAACAUUGUCGGCGAAUGA